Molecule: messenger RNA, 1640 nt
Organism: Musa acuminata subsp. malaccensis (wild Malaysian banana)
Lineage: Eukaryota; Viridiplantae; Streptophyta; Magnoliopsida; Zingiberales; Musaceae
Product: isocitrate dehydrogenase [NAD] catalytic subunit 5, mitochondrial
Biological process (GO): isocitrate metabolic process; tricarboxylic acid cycle
Cellular component (GO): mitochondrion
Molecular function (GO): isocitrate dehydrogenase (NAD+) activity; magnesium ion binding; NAD binding
Source: RefSeq, a predicted model, not a curated record
GAGUGAGGAAACCCUGGGCCCACCGAUUGUUCGAUUUUGACUCACGACACAGAAGUCAACUCGGUUCGAACGAGAGCAUGGGCGUGGAUUAUGCGGCUGGACUGACCGUGCCCUCGGCCGUGUCCUCCUCUGUCAUCGCCAUCGUCUCUCGAUCGCCGUCUUCUUCGAGCUAACUUCCCAUCUCUCGGCUUCGGCAUCUCGCAACCUCCUCGUCGAUCGAUCUUCCCGUGGGAGGUCAGGAUUCGAUUCCCCAAUUCAUUUAACAUAACAAGAGUUCUUGAUCAUCACAAGAACCAUAACCUAAGUCGGUAGACUGUGUCUAUGGCUCUGCGUCAGAUUUUUGGGAGGCUUUCGGAUAAUCAGAUCCCCGGCAGGAUUUAUCCAUCCUUGGGCCAACCUUUUUAUAGUGCUGCGUCGCCGAGUGAACCGAUUCGUGCUACUCUCUUUCCUGGUGAUGGAAUUGGGCCUGAAAUCGCAGAGGCUGUUAAACAGGUGUUUGGUGCAGCAGAGGUGCCCAUAGAAUGGGAAGAACACUAUGUGAGUGACAAGGUGGACCCAAGAACAGAGAGCUUUCUGACAUGGGAAAGUCUGGAAUCAGUGCAGAGAAAUGGUGUUGGCUUGAAAGGCCCUAUGGCUACACCUAUUGGCAAGGGACACAGAUCAUUAAAUCUUACAUUACGUAAAGAACUUGGUCUCUAUGCUAAUGUAAGACCUUGCCAAAGCCUUCCGGGAUAUAAAACUCGAUAUGAUGAUGUUAAUCUUGUCACAAUCCGCGAAAAUACGGAAGGAGAGUAUAGUGGUCUUGAACACCAGGUGGUCAGAGGUGUUGUAGAAAGUUUAAAAAUCAUUACACGCCAAGCAAGUCUAAGGGUGGCAGAAUAUGCUUUUCACUAUGCCAAGGCUAACGGCCGACAAAGGGUAUCUGCAAUACACAAGGCCAACAUCAUGAGGAAGACUGAUGGUCUCUUUCUCAAGUGUUGUCGUGAGGUUGCGGAGAAGUACCCAGAGAUAACAUAUGAGGAGGUCAUCAUCGAUAAUUGCUGUAUGAUGCUUGUGAAAAACCCUGCCUUGUUUGAUGUAUUAGUGAUGCCCAACCUCUAUGGAGACAUAAUCAGCGACCUGUGUGCGGGCUUGAUUGGAGGCUUGGGCUUGACUCCUAGUUGCAAUAUAGGUGAAGGUGGCAUUGCUCUGGCAGAAGCUGUUCAUGGUUCAGCCCCUGAUAUUGCUGGAAAGAAUCUUGCAAAUCCGACUGCACUCCUGCUGAGUUCUGUUAUGAUGUUACGCCAUCUGAAGCUGAACAAUAAAGCUGAUCAAAUCCAAAAUGCCAUACUUAGCACCAUUGCAGAAGGAAAGUACCGAACCGUUGACCUUGGAGGCAGCUCAUCAACAACCGACUUUACAAAAGCAGUGUGUGAUCACCUCUAAGGAUUUCAUGGUAUUUUGGACUAGUUAUUGCACAUAAGAAUUCUAUUCUGAGGCCAAUAUGAGACCCCUCAUUGUUUGAGUUUCCAGCUCAUUGCUUGACCAAAAAUGGUGCUUUCAAAAUUUUCCCAUGUUAUGUUCUUUCUACUUCUGAGGAUGCAUGUAAUAAUUAGUAUACUAAAAUGUCAUAGGACAUUUACCUGUUCUUCCUUCCUGAA